AUUCUUCUCCGGCUUCCGACGAUCGCCUAAAACGAUCUAAAUUCCCGAUCGGCUCCUUUUUCCGAACUCCGAUCUAUCGCCACAUUUGGAUCGUCCGUUUCGUCUACCGAUCUCAACCUGCGAAUUCGUCGGGAUCGAUCCAGUUCGGUUCCGAUCUCCGGGAGUUCCUGUGCGUAAUCGUGUAAAGGAAUUGAAGGCGAUUAAUCGAUUACUUGGUGAUAUUGAAUGUUGAGAUCUGGGAGGUGAGGGAGGAAUAUGGGGAGUUUGAUGGGGAGUAAUUCGGCGGCGGCGCAUCGGAGGUUUCUUCCGGGUGCGGUGUUGGAAUGCCGUGGGGGAAUCGGAUCCGGAUCCGUUUCUUAUGUCGGGGGUAGUUCCUUGUUUGGGUGCCAAGUGAGGUCACAGUUACGGAGGUCUCCUUUAUUGCUGUCUGAAUUGUUAUGGUCCUCUGAUAGAUUUGCUCUGCUGAAAGAGGACAUUUCAAUGGCGGCAGCUCAUCGGCCUUCUGCAGUUCCUGGAUCAUUUGAGUCCAUGUUUGCCACCCAUCAUUCUUCCCAGAUUGCACAGAAAUUCAAACUUGAAGGAAAUAUGGAACUCCAGGUUGAUAUAAGGCAACCCAGUUCAGGUCAUGUUCAGAUUGAUUUAAAAGUUUCCAAUAGCAGCAAUGGCCUAUUUCUUCAUUGGGGUGCAAUAAAAUCUGAGAAAUACAAGUGGAUUCUUCCUCACUGCCGCCCAAAUGGAACCAUGGUAUAUAGGAACAGCGCACUUCGAUCUCCUCUCAUGCAAUCGGGGUCUGAUGCAGUUGUGAGGUUAGAUAUAGACGAUCCUGCAAUACAAGCCAUAGAGUUUGUUAUAUAUCACAAGCCCCGAAAUAAAUGGAUAAAAAAUAAUGGCAAGAACUUCCAGGUCAAAAUGCCUCCCAGAGAACCACAGAUGGCUAUGAGAGGACCACAUUCAAAUGUUGCUAUUCCUGAGGAUCUUGUGCAGAUCCAAGCAUACUUGAGGUGGGAGAGGAAAGGAAAACAUACAUAUAACCCUGAACAAGAGAAAGAUGAAUAUGAAGCGGCAAGAACUGAACUUUUAGAGGAAAUAUUGAAGGGUACUUCCAUAGUGGACAUUCGAGCGCGAUUAACAAAGAAAAAUCAUGCAGUUAAUCUCAAAGAGCAGACUUCUGACAAAGUGAAGGACAUUAUACCCACAGAGCUGCUGCAAACCCAAGCAUAUAUACAGUGGGAGAAAGCAGGAAAACCAAUCUAUUCUGCAGAAGAACAGCUUAAACAAUUUGAAGAAGCAAGCAGAGAAUUGCAAUUUGAACUUGAAAAGGGCAUUUCACAUGAUGAGUUGCGGAAGAAGGUUUUAAAGGGAGAAAUACAAACUAAGGCUGCCAAGAAAGUAGAGAAAAAGGGUUAUUUCAACAUGGAAAGGAUUCAGAGGAAGAAAAGAGACCUGGGUCAACUUAUCAAUAAGGAAGCUUCUGGGCAUGUAGUGCAAAUAUUAUCUGCAAUUGAGCUGCAUGCCAAGUCUAAGGAAGGACAUAUUGAUGGUCCUAUAGUAACGAAGAAAAUAUAUAAGAUUCAUAACAAUGAACUUUUGGUACUUGUAGCAAAACCCUCGGGUAAGACAAAAGUUUAUCUGGCGACAGAUCUUAAUGAACGUGUAAUUCUUCAUUGGGCUCUAUCCAGUAAGCCUGGAGAAUGGCUGGCACCACCUUCAAACGUGUUGCCUCAUGGAUCAGUUUCCUCACGUAAUUAUGCUGAAACCCCAUUUUCAUGCAGUCCUGAUAAUUUGUCUUAUAAGGUCCAAUCCUUAGAAAUUACAAUUGGAGGUGGAGAUUUUAUUGGCAUGCCAUUUGUUCUUUUGUGUGGUAAAAACUGGAUAAAAGACAAGGGGUCAGACUUUUAUACCGAGUUUGAUGCUCAACCUAUGAAGGAUGGUAGGGGGAUGGCAAAGGCUUUGUUGGAUAAAAUAGCAAACAUGGAAAGUGAAGCUCAGAAAUCCUUCAUGCACAGGUUUAAUAUUGCAGCUGACUUGACAAAAGAAGCCACAGAGGCUGGUGAGUUAGGUUUUGCAGCAAUUGUUGUGUGGAUGCGGUUUAUGGCUACAAGACAGCUUAUAUGGAACAAAAACUACAAUGUAAAGCCACGUGAGAUUAGCAGAUCUCAGGACAGGCUGACAGAUAUGCUGCAGAAUGUUUACAUAAAUUUUCCACAAUACCGUGGACUAUUGCGCAUGAUUAUGUCAGCUGUGGGGCGUGGAGGAGAAGGAGAUGUAGGGCAGCGCAUCAGGGAUGAAAUACUGGUUAUUCAGCGGAAGAAUGAUUGCAAGGGUGGAAUGGUGGAGGAAUGGCACCAGAAGCUGCAUAAUAACACUAGCCCUGAUGAUGUUGUGAUAUGUCAGGCAUUAAUUGACUAUAUCAAUAGUGAUUUUGAUAUUGGUGCUUAUUGGAAAACUUUGAAUUCCAAUGGAAUUACAAAGGAGCGCCUAUUAAGUUAUGAUCGUGCUAUUCAUUCUGAACCAAAUUUUAGAAAAGACCAGAAGGAAGGCCUCUUACGUGAUCUAGGAAGCUAUAUGAGAACAUUGAAGGCAGUCCAUUCAGGUGCUGAUCUUGAGUCUGCCAUUGGAAAUUGCAUUGGUUAUAAAGCUGAGGGUGAAGGUUUUAUGGUUGGUGUACAAGUAAAACCAGUAUCAGGCUUGCCAUUGGGAUUUCCGGAAUUGCUUAAGUUCAUCUUAAAUCAUGUGGAAGAUAAAAAUGUGGAAGCUCUCCUUGAGGGUUUGCUAGAGGCUCGUGAAGAGCUUAGGCCAUUACUUUCCCAACCAAACAACCGCCUCAAGGAUCUUCUGUUUCUUGAUAUUGCUCUUGACUCUUCUGUGAGGACAGCUGUAGAAAGGGGGUACGAGGAGCUGAAUACUUCAAAUCCAGAGAAAAUUAUUUAUUUCAUCUCUCUUGUUAUUGAGAAUCUUGCGCUCUCUGUGGAUGAUAACAAAGAUUUUGUCUAUUGCUUGAAGGGGUGGAACCAAGGUCUGAGCAUGUUAAGAAGUGGAAGCCAUUCGUGGGCUUUAUUUGCAAAAUCAGUCCUUGACAGGACCCGACUCGCUCUUGCAAGCAAAGCAGAGUGGUACCAUCAUCUAUUGCAACCAUCUGCGGAAUAUCUUGGAUCAAAACUUGGGGUGAAUCAGUGGGCAGUCAAUAUAUUCACUGAAGAAAUUAUUCGUGCUGGAUCAGCUGCUUCCUUAUCCUCCCUUAUCAAUCGACUUGAUCCGGUUCUUCGACAAACGGCACAUCUUGGAAGUUGGCAAAUCAUCAGUCCAGUUGAGGCUGCAGGUUACAUUGUUGUCGUGGAUGACUUGCACUCUGUUCAAAACAUAUCUUAUGACGAGCCAACAAUUUUGGUAACAAAAACUGUAAAUGGAGAAGAGGAAAUUCCUGAUGGCGCCGUUGCUGUGCUAACACCAGACAUGCCAGAUGUCCUUUCUCAUGUUUCUGUUAGAGCAAGAAAUGGAAAGGUUUGCUUCGCAACAUGCUUUGAUCCUAAUAUUCUGGCUGACCUUCAAGCAAAGGAGGGAAAGAUUUUGAGCUUAAAGCCCAUCUCUGGUGAUAUAUUAUACUGUGAGGUGAAAGAGGAUGAUCUAAUGAGAAUGAUUCACAUUAUGGAUGGUGACUCUUCUCAGUCCUUGACAUUGGUAAAAAAACACUUUGCCGGUAGAUAUGCAAUAGCAUCUCAGGAGUUCACCAGUGAAUUGGUUGGUGCUAAAUCGCGCAAUAUUGCACAUUUGAAAGGAAAGGUGCCAUCUUGGAUAGGGGUUCCUACUUCAGUGGCCCUUCCUUUUGGAGUUUUUGAUCAAGUUCUUUCUGACGUUAUUAAUCAGGAUGUGGCAGAAAAAGUGCUUGUUCUCAAGAAAAGAUUGUCUGCAGGAGAGUUCAGUGUCUUUUCUGAAAUCAGAAAAACAGUUUUAGAACUUUCUGCCCCAUCUCAACUGGUCAAUGAACUCAAAGACAAGAUGCAAAGGUCAUGUAUGUCGUGGCCUGGUGAUGAAAGUCCUAAGAGGUGGGAACAAGCUUGGACCGCAAUAAAAAAGGUGUGGGCUUCAAAGUGGAAUGAGAGAGCAUAUCUUAGCACAAGAAAAGUGAAAAUAGACCAUGAUUGUCUUUGUAUGGCUGUACUUGUUCAAGAGAUAAUAAAUGCUGACUAUGCAUUUGUUAUCCAUACAACUAACCCAUCCUCUGGAGAUUCAUCUGAGAUAUAUGCUGAGGUUGUCAAAGGCCUAGGUGAAACGUUGGUUGGGGCUUACCCAGGCCGUGCCAUGAGUUUUACCUGCAAAAAGAAUGACCUCAGCUCUCCUCAGGUGCUAGGCUACCCAAGCAAAGCCACUGGACUUUUCAUAAGGUCAUCUAUUAUCUUCCGCUCAGACUCAAAUGGUGAAGAUUUAGAAGGUUAUGCUGGGGCAGGGCUUUAUGACAGCGUGCCAAUUGAUGAGCCGGAGAGAGUCGUACUCGAUUACACAGACGAUCCAUUGAUAAUGGAUGUUGACUUCCGCCAAUCGGUGCUCUCGAAAAUUGCGAGUGCUGGGAGUGUGAUUGAGGAGCUGUGUGGAUGUGCUCAAGACAUUGAAGGUGUUGUGAAGGAUGGACAGGUUUAUGUUGUUCAGACAAGACCUCAGAUGUGAUCUCCCCACUCAACACUCGUGCUGUGUGCAACUGCAAUAACAUUAAGGUUGUUAACAUGGGCUUGCAUUUCUUGUUGGAAAAAAGGUACACUUUUGUUUGUGAUGCAACAAACAAUUUCAUAUGCCCACAGCUAAGACUACAUUAUAAAAGUCUACAUCUCUUUUUUUUUUCUUUCUACAAUUAAAAUUGUAAGAGUUGUACAGUACUGUGUGCCUGUGGUUUGGUUAUAAAUGAGAAUCUGUAUG
This is a messenger RNA of Cuscuta campestris, 4908 nucleotides long. The record is from the annotation of a GenBank genome assembly. Lineage: Eukaryota; Viridiplantae; Streptophyta; Magnoliopsida; Solanales; Convolvulaceae.